Messenger RNA from Pecten maximus, 3606 nucleotides. Its product is annotated as glucose dehydrogenase [FAD, quinone]-like. Lineage: Eukaryota; Metazoa; Mollusca; Bivalvia; Pectinida; Pectinidae. The record is from RefSeq and is a predicted model, not a curated record. The transcript has 11 exons. Gene Ontology annotation, molecular function: oxidoreductase activity, acting on CH-OH group of donors; flavin adenine dinucleotide binding. The coding region runs from base 1 to 1707 and encodes 568 amino acids.
AUGACUCAUAAAACAAUAAAAAUGCAGAGACUCAUCAAAGUUGGAGCAGGAUCAUCUGGAUCUGUCCUCGCUGGUCGUCUAUCAGAGGAUCAAACCAAUGACGUGCUUUUGAUGGAGGCUGGAGGUUCCGAAGACGAAAACCCUCACAUCCGGGUUCCAGUGGAAGCCAUGCUGAUACUGAAUUCGGAACAGGACUGGAAUUAUUAUACUGAGCCACAGAAACACGCAUGUUUAGCCCAGAAACAUCAUAGGAGCAAUUGGCCACGCGGAAAGGUUCUCGGUGGAUGUAGUUCGAUCAACUGGUUAGCAUUUGUGCGAGGUAAUCGACACGACUACGAUAGCUGGGCAGAGGAAGGAUGUGACGGCUGGAGUUAUAAUGAUGUCCUCCCGUACUUCCACAAGUUUGAGGACGUUUUAGCUGAGGAGUUCCAGAAUUCAGAUUAUAGAGGAACGGGUGGCCCUAUGCCAAUAACCCGUCCUAACACAACCCCAAUGCAGGAACUGUAUUUGAAAGCGGGGAAGGAUCUGGGCUACAACGUCGUAGACUGCAACGGAAAAGAUCAGAUUGGGUUUUCCUGGAUGCAGUCAAACAUAAAACAUGGCGAGCGCUGGGACAAUUAUAGGGCCUUUGUGAAACCUCAUAUUGGAAGACGUAAUCUGCAUGUCAGCCCCAAUUCCCACACAACAAAAGUCAUAAUAAAGAAGAAGAGGGCGAUUGGAAUUGAAUACAUUAAAAAUGGAAGGAAACACAAAGCAUUCGCGCGGAAGGAAGUUAUUUUAUCUGCAGGCAGUAUCAAUUCCCCGCAGUUAUUGAUGUUGUCUGGUGUCGGACCAAAAGAACACCUGAAGAAAUUUGGGAUUACAGUUGAAGCUGAUCUCCCAGUAGGAGAAAACUUACAGGACCACAUACUAGUUCCUAUGCCGUUCCCUGUCAAUAUUACCGGCCCAAUCAAUCUAGCGAAACUGACAUCAUGGUGGACCCGUCUGCAGUACGAUUUCCUAGGAACAGGAUAUAUGUCCGGUCCACUUUCGGAUGGAGUGGCGUUUUUCUAUGACGACUUUAACUUAACAAAAGACGCGGGGAGGACCUCCGACAUCCAGCUGCUUUUUCACAGUGCACAUUUGUUCCCUCCUAGCAUGAAAGGUGCAGUCAAUUUUAAUUUCAGAGAUGAGGUUGACGAUAAAAUUUUCACUCUACGUGAGGAUGCGAUGUCCAUUACCAUCUACCCAGUACUUCUACACCCCAAAAGUAGAGGAACAAUCAGACUGAAGAGCACCGAUCCAUUUGACUACCCAGUAAUCGAUCCACACUACUUAGAACAUCCGGAUGAUGCUAAAAUGCUCGUUGCGGGAACACGCUUUGUGGAGAGGUUAGUUGACACAGAGACAAUGAGAUCUAUUGGUAUAGAUGUCAACUUCAAAUCACCUUUCUAUCACCUGUGUUCUCAACACGAGUUUCGCUCCGACAGUUUUUGGGAUUGUUAUGUCAGGCAAUACACAUUGACUGUCUUCCAUCCUACUUCAACAUGCAGAAUGGGGGCUAAAGACGACAAGACUUCUGUAGUGGAUACCAAGCUAAGAGUGAAGGGUAUUUCCGGUCUACGUGUCGUCGACGCUUCGGUUAUGAGAAAUGUUCCCGCAGGCAACACAAACGGUCCGGCGACAAUGAUAGGGGAGAAGGCUGCUGAUAUUAUCCUACAGCAAUAGAUAACCAGACCAAUGUAUCAAAGAGAAAUUUUACUGAGAAAUGAAACCUGUGGAUAAAAUAUAGCAAAACAUGUAUCACAAACAUAUCGAUUUUUCCACUGCCUGUCCUAGUAGACGUUGUCUUAUUGUAACAUAAAAUGUAAAUGUGUUAGAGAGUUGCACUGAGAUCCCAUUUCAAAAAAGCUUAAGGCAUGCUGUAUUUGUUUUGAUAUAAUUAUAAUAAUGUUAUUGUAGAAUACACACCUGAACGUUGCUGUGUUCAAUUAGUAGUUUAUGGGGAACAUAAAAGUAUUUAUUACUGACGUUUCAUAGCUUUCUGCAUAUCAUAAUAAUUUCCAUUGUUCAUUGUAUAUAUUGAAUAUUAAUUCAACCCAACUCAGGUGAUUCAAUAGGCAGUGUUAACAAACACAACACGAAGGACACGUUUCUGUUAAAUCCAUUGAUAAAGUAAUAUGUUUACCAGGUGAAGUUGAUGAUGUGCUGUUAACCAGUACUUGGUAUAUUGUACAUACCUUAACCAUACCAUGUUAGAUUCUAACCAAAAUAUUACUAGCACUAACGGGACUAAUUUUGAUUCUUACACCCCGUAAAGUAUCUCGAUUGUGGUUUAAGUAUUGACUUUGUAUAUAAACAAGUUCAUUGUAAUUAAAUAUUUGUAUAAGUAAUAGUGUGUGGUGAUAUCUGAUUUAUCACCUGUUUUGAUAGGAAGAUUUUACAAGUUAUAUUCACUACUCUAAACAUAUAAAUACACCAUUCGAUUUUUUUUUUUAGAAUUUGUAAAGGGCUCUGAUAAUAAAUGUAUAAAGUAAUGGACAUAUAUAUUCAUAUAAUUAGAAGUGGUGAUGAAUGGAAGCACAACUUCCUCGAUAAUCAAUAUAUUGUAAAUCAAAACAAAAUAUAUGUGUAACUUGAAAUAAUCUAGAUCUAGUCAGAGUUACAAUAUGCCAGAAAGUAACUAGAAUUGUCGCCAGGAUUGCCGAUGAACCCGUUGCUAUAAAUCCAUCGUGAUUCCAACCUUGGUUCUAACCCUUGUUGAUAAGUUUGAAAGGGUCAAAAGAGUACGUAAAAGUCCACAACGUCAGAUUACAAAUUGUCUAAAUUCAUAAGAGAAGGGAUCAUACUUGCCUAUUUAUCCAUAUCUAAAAUAAUAUAAUCAAAAGCAAGUAACUGCCAUAUUGUAAGUGGUAUUCGCUGGCUAAGCAUAGGAAAAGGGGGCACAACUCGCAUAACAAUAAAGAAAUCAAAAUAUCAGUGUAUGUCCAACCCAUCAGUGAGUACUGGCUCCGUCUUAAGAAUAUCAUAUUUAUAAGUACCAUUGAGCUUGAUUUUGGUCUCAAAUUAGGGGAAGAUAAUCUAGUAUUUGAAUUUAGCGGAGCAAGUCUUAAUAAAACACAUUCAGUUUACAAUCAUAAUUAAGAGGUUAUAACUGACAGGAGAAUUGUAACACUUUUUUUUGCAUUUGCUGAAAUGUAUAGGAUCACAAAUAAUUGUAGUUAUAAUCCUGCUAUAGACAGAUGGACAUAUACUCCGAUUCCAGUAUACCGACUAUCACAGUUUGGGGGGUAUAAACACGAAAGAAGCAUUGGACUUUUCCUCAUAAGUUCCUGACCAACUUUAUAGCCAUUGACUGUGGUCUAAAAAAACCGGGGUUAUCGAUGCAUACAUUUUUAUACAUCGAUAACCCCGAUUUUUUUAUAAGGUUUUAGAAUGUAUACGAAUACUUAAUUUAUAAAGUUGUGGUUGUUUACUGAUGUCAUAUGUUACUCAAAAACCCGAAACCGAGCCCCUGUGAUUGAGACAAGUUUCUGCUGUUGUCCCGGAUGUAGCGGAAACAAACAGUUUAAGUUGUUGGAAGUCCUCGUGGUGCACCCCAGAUUUUAAGUUGCCCUCUGGGGAAGG